Messenger RNA from Ciona intestinalis (vase tunicate), 802 nucleotides. The record is from RefSeq. NCBI's taxonomy places the organism in Eukaryota, Metazoa, Chordata, Ascidiacea, Phlebobranchia, Cionidae.
AUGCGUCAUCACUUUCGUUGAAAAUAUUUGUUUUGUUCAUUAAAAGACAUCGGAAUAUUAUUUUAUUAAAAAGUCGAAGAAAUAUACGAAACCAUCAUGGUUUACGUUUCCGCAGGAGGAAUCCAAUCACAGCGCUCCAUGUGGCGGGUUUCAUUUAUAUCGGAAUCUUUUUGGGGACUUAUUAAUUUUAUUGUUCUCUUCUUCAAGACAAUGGUCCAACCAGAUCUUACAAAGCAUGGAAGAGGUUUGCAAUCAAACUACUCAGCGAAACCAAACGGCGGGGAUGAUUCUGGCCCCCGCAGAAGAAUGGGGGGUUUCAAGAGAAGUACUGGUCCCUCACCCCCACCUGCUGCAGGGGGUGGGUGAGGUCGGUAAAUGCUUACCUCUAAUUCUGGGGUAAGCACCUAAAAAGGGGGUCACAUUUCCUGUAUUGUAAAAAAGUAGAAAUUCUUGCAUAGACUAUCAGCUGUAUAAGAAUAUUCCUAAGAUUAUUAGAAUAGAUGUAGAUUUAUUUGGAUUGGUUUUGUGAUCCCUUUUUUAUUAGAAAUAACUUCAUUAUAUGCUACAUAUGUAUGUGUAUAUUAAUACAUAUAUACAUGUGUUGUAUAUUUAAUGAUGGGUUCUCACUAAACCUACCUUUGGUGUGAGAAUCUUGAGGAGAUGAAGUUUUUCUUUUAUUGUUUUGUAAAUAAUUCUGAUGCAUUGUGUGCAAUAAUAUGUUGUGCAUGUGACAUCAUAAUGCAUUGUCUGAUGCUCUAUUGUUGUCAUUGUAAAUAUGAGAAUAAACUAAAUGAUGUCAUAA